Fusarium oxysporum Fo47 is the source of this 1775-nucleotide messenger RNA. RefSeq lists its product as uncharacterized. The coding region runs from base 60 to 1775 and encodes 571 amino acids. The record is from RefSeq and is a predicted model, not a curated record. The transcript has 7 exons. Lineage: Eukaryota; Fungi; Ascomycota; Sordariomycetes; Hypocreales; Nectriaceae.
CUCAUCAACAAUCACAAACAACUUCACCAACCUUUACCACCACCAACAACUACUUCAUCAUGUCUGACUACAAGCCCACUGAGCACGACGGCCUCCGCAAGGACGGCCAGCCUGACGGUCGUGUCGGCACCGGCGAGUUCGCUCACGGCAAGGUCGACCCCCACAAGGCCGGCGAGCAGGGCGGAAAGACCUCCGGCUCCGGAGAGGGCCUUGGAAGUAGUGACAGCAGCGGUGGUGACUACAAGCCCACUGAGCACGGUGGCCUGAAGAAGGACGGCAGCCCUGACCAGCGUAUUGACUCGCGUCUCACUCUCAGGGCUGAGGCCCGUAUCCACCGCGGAGCCGAACCCUCAGCAUUGACCGGGGCUUGUGUUCCGGGCUUUUGGGUGUUAAUGGACGCUAAGAUGCGGAGCCGCAAAAGCAAAUACUCGUCCAGGGUCUUAUCUUCCACGGUCCGUAUUCCGGUGCAUAAGCGCAUCAUCCAAGAGCCAGGAUCAGGCUCAGACGCAAAAGUACGCUCUAACGGAUGCAACGCCUCCUCGUGGCCCCUGAGUCGAGCUAGCGUCUGCACCUUUUUCCUCAAAUAUAUGCAUCUCAAUGCACCAAGCAAAUCUGGCCUCGAAGUCCCUACAUUCUCAUUCUUCUUUACAUCGACAUUCCUUGUUCGCCAACCCGCUAAUAUGGGUGGUCUUUUGUUGUCAGAUCACUAUGAGUUUCAUAAGCCUAGUACCAAUGAUAUGAACAUUGCGAGUAUCGCUUGGGGUUUCUCCCUAGGCGUGUCGAUAUUUGCGGGUACCAAGGCUGCGAAGCAGACGAUCAAAUCAUGGAAGAGAGGGACGAGAACGAAUAUUUAUCUCAUCUUGGUUUGGAUGGAAUGGACGAGCAGUGUGAUUAUGAGUGCAAUUACAUGGUUGUAUCUGCGACAAUACAUUCCACCCGGCUUUCCAGUCUUCUUCGUUAUUGUCCUUCUUUGGGCUAUCCAGAUCCAAUCGCUACUACAGAUUAUCAUCAACCGAAUCUCGAUCCUCAUGGUCAACCGACAUAAUGCAUGGAAACUCAAGCUCAUAGUGUUCCUUGUUCUGCUCGCCAUCAACAUUAGUGUUUUCUGUGUCUGGAUCCCCGCCCGAUUGCAGAUUAGUUCUAAAUGGAUCGCUGUCAAUGCUGUCUGGGAUAGAGUGGAGAAAUGCAUCUUCUUGAUUGUCGAUGCUGGCUUGAACUUUUACUUCAUCUACCUCGUUCGAUCUCGCCUUAUCGCCAACGGUCUCACCAAGUAUACUCGAUUAUAUCGUGUCAAUUUGUUCAUGAUUGCUGUCUCGAUGACAAUGGAUAAUAAGGUCCUGCUCAUUGCAAUGAUGUCUCUUCCCAACGAUAUCGUCUACCUUCAGUUCCAUCCUCUGACAUACCUUGUCAAGCUCCACAUCGAGAUGAACAUGGCCGAGCUCAUCACCAAGGUCGUCAAGGCCAGCAACCCCAACGGCUACGACUACUCCGACUCGCGGUCUCGCUCCGGUCAAAAGAGCGGAAAGACAACCACUGGAAAGAAGAUGGGCUCCGUCUUUCCAGGCAAUAACCAGACUUUCAUUGAAGCAGGCGGCGAUAACAUUGAGUUGCCUCAAAGGAAGGAAGAUGGUAUUCAGGUUUCUAGAACUUUCAAGACUACUCAAAUCGAAGUCGUCAAGGAGAAUCGGGAUCGUACUGAUUACGACGAUCUUGAGAGCGAGUCAAGUUCUACACGGCAUUUGAAGCGAGAACCACUUCCAUUUCCCGCUGAAUAG